Rubroshorea leprosula is the source of this 3544-nucleotide messenger RNA. The record is from the annotation of a GenBank genome assembly. Lineage: Eukaryota; Viridiplantae; Streptophyta; Magnoliopsida; Malvales; Dipterocarpaceae.
UGCCAGUUUGUGUCUUAGCUCAAACAUCUCAGAAUAUGACAUUGGGCUUCUCAUUAACCGCAGCACUUGAUAAAAAUGAUUCCUGGAAAUCUCCAUCUGGAGAUUUUGCAUUUGGAUUCCAACAGAUAGAAGCUGGAAUGUUCAUGCUUGCCAUAUGGUUUGACAAAAUACCUGAAAAAACCAUUAUUUGGUCAGCCAAUGGUACAAAUCUGGUGCAACCACGCUCCAAAAUUCAACUUACAACAGAUGGCCAGUUUAGGCUCGAUGACAGCCAAGGAAAGCAAGUGUGGGCUACUAACUUGGCUGGCUCUGGUACCGUUUUUUCUGCAGCUAUGCUCGACUCUGGAAACUUUGUUAUCUUUGACCUGUCUGGCUCUAUCUACCUAAAAGCUGAAGAUGAAAGCAUACUCAGUAAUAUAACAUCAAUUGGAGCUUCAUCUAACAACUUCUACCAGCGAGCAAUCCUUGAAUAUGAUGGUGUCUUCAAGCAAUAUGUCUAUCCAAAGAACAAUAGUGUCGCUGAUGGAAGGCUUAUGGCUUGGUCCUCGGAGUCCCAUGUCCCAGACAACAUUUGCAUGAACAUCACAACACAAAACACAGGUAGUGGGGCUUGUGGGUUCAACAGCUAUUGCCAUCUAGGAAAUGAUGAGAGACCUAUAUGCACGUGCCCACCUGGAUACUCACCCUUGGAUACAGAUAAUGAAAUGAAGGGAUGCAAACAGGCUUUUGUUCCACAAGAGUGUGAUGGAGGCCAAGGUGCAGAUCUUUUUCAUAUAAGGGAGCUAUCCAGCGUAAAUUGGUGGGGAGGGGAUUGUGAAUAUUUUAACCCCGUUGGUGAGGAUUGGUGCAGACAGAGAUGCUUAACAGAUUGCUUUUGUGCUGUUGCAAUCUAUAACACAAUUAGUGAAUGUUGGAUGAAGAAAAUUCCUCUGUCAAAUGGAGUGCAACUUAAUACUGAUGGAACGAAAGCACUGGUCAAAAUAAGGAAAGGAAAUUCCUCAACAUCCGUUGCCAAUGGUUUAAAGAAGCAGACGAAAAGAAGGAUCAUUCAGCCAAAUAGAGAAAUCCAAGGCGGAAGUUUACGAAGCCUCACUUACAAGGAACUUGAAGGAGCAACAAAUAACUUCAAGGAAGAACUUGGGAAGGGUGCUUGUUCAACAGUUUACAAAGGAAUUCUUGCUAUUGGUAACAACAAUUUGAUUGUUGUUAGCCCUGUGAUUGCCGUUGCCGCCGGAUUCUGGCUUCUUGCCAUUAAGCUCCCUGCUGUUGGAAUAUCCGGUCGAUUUCCUAGUAGAUCCGUGCGUUUUGGUGCAAGAUCCAUCGCCUCUAAGCCACCACGCGCCUCCAUCCUGCGUUUUGGAGUGCAAUUUUUUGUGAGAUUUGCAAUUUCAAGACCAAAAGCAAAAUCAGAGAUUAAGUGUCCUUGUUCGAAAUGUAAAUGUAGAAAAUGGGGGAAUCCUGAGGUCAUCUCUGUGCAUUUGUGUAAGCAUGGGUUUAUGAAUAAUUAUUAUACAUGGUAUGUUCAUGGAGAGACAUCUAGUAAUACAUCUGAAUACAAUGACGGGCCAAUGGCUGAGGAGCCAAAUAGUAAGGCAAGAGAAUUUUAUGAUCUCUUGCAUGCUGCAGAAGUCCAUAUAGGUGCUGGGGGACAGGAUGUCACAGUACUUCAAAUUAAUCCUUCCUUUAGAAAAACAGCAGAGCACAUGACAUGGCAUUUGACAUGCCGUGAGGAUGCAGAUGAAGUUAUUCAUCCUAUGGUGUACAACCUUCCUCCUGAAUUAUGUAUGAAGUCAGAGCAUAUAUUUCUUGCCAUGAUAAUUGUUGGACCUAAAAGUCCAAGAAAAAACAUUGAUGUCAUGCUUAGGCCAUUAAUUGAUGAACUUAAGGAAUUGUGGACAAAUGAGGUUGAAACUUAUGAUAGUUUCAGACAACAGAAUUUUAUCAUGAAAGCUGCAUUGCUAUGGACUAUAAGUGAUUUUCCAGAUAACAUUAAAAAUACUGUCAUGGAUGACAAGGGUUGUACGAAGGAUAACACCAAUGCUAGAUUGGAUUUACAGCUGUAUUGCAAUAGAUCUGAAUUAGAAUUGAUACCUCAAGAUGAUGGAGCAGCUAUAAAACCCAAAGCUACAUAUGUUCUUACUCGAGAGCAACGAGCUCUUAUCUGUCAGUGGCUGAAGGAAUUGAGAUUCCUAGAUGGGUAUGCAUCCAACAUAGCACGAUGUGUUAACAUGCCGGAACUUCGAUUGUUUGGGAUGAAAAGCCAUGAUUGUCAUGUAUUCAUGCAGCGUCUCUUGCCAAUUGCUUUCCGUGAUUUCCUCAUAGAUGAAGUUUGGGGUCCCUUAACUGAGAUAAGUAACUUUUUUAGAGCUUUAACUGCUCCAAUUAUUCAAGUUAGUAACAUGGAGAUGUGGGAGGAAAAAAUUGUUGAGACCAUUUGCAAGUUAGAGAAAGUAUUCCCGUUGGAAUUCUUUGACUCGAUGGGGCAUUUGGCUAUCCAUUUACCAUAUGAGGCAAAAGUUGGAGGACCUGUCCAAUUUCGUUGGAUGUAUCCUUUUGAAAGAAAAGGGUGGUUUGCUGCAUGUAAGAUUAGAGCAAGAGCAAUAAUCGACGCUUCAUCGUUGAGUAACGGUGGAAAUGUUUAUUAUCAAGACGAUGAUCCUCCUAUGCCACAAUUGGUGCAACCCUCGACUGUUUUAAAUGAUCAUGUUUCACUAGCAUCUCAAGGGGGAGAAGAAGUGGUGAUUAGUGAGGUCAUGCAAUUGCCAUAUGUGACAGAGGAAGAAUGUGUGGGUGAGGAUGAUGAUGAAAAGGAAGAGUUUGAUGGAACGGAAACAUCGGAAGAAGAAGUUCCAAAUUACUUAACCGAGAAUAUGAGACGAGGUACGCGAGGUGCAUCUUUUUCUAGACAGCAGGUUGAUCUAGAAGGAGAACCACAGAGGUCAUUUCAUCGUCUUAUUCGGGGGCCUCGUAGGGCUGAGCAACUCGCUGUUACUCAGCCACCAUUGGCCGAUGACCAGUUCACUGGUGAUGAUGCAACAAUGGAGGAAGACACUGAAGAGCGUAAUUUGGAGGCUGAGUUGGAUGGUGAGUUUGCUGUGCUUGAUCCUGAGUUAGAUGCUCAGUUGGAGGAAGAGCUAUCAUGUGCUGUCCCGAAGACAGGACGUGGCAUGGAUAAAGGAGAUGACGUUCUUGCAGACCCGAGUCAAAGGGAGGUGCUUAGCCUUAAUUGCCGAGGCACAUUCAGCCAUGAGAGUUGGCCUGAGGAAAAGAAGAGGGUUACUUGGGAGAAUUUUCAGGCAGCUAAAAGAGGAGGAGUUAGGCCGACACCUUUAGAGUCGUACUUGUUGACUCACAUGACUCGCCGACCUGAUGCUCCAGAAAAUGCCCCUCCCGCUUGGAUAUGUCCACAGGCUGAGCAAACAUAUGUAAGAAUCUGAUUCUUUUAUGAUAUUAAUUUUAUUUAUUUAUAAUGUCAUAUUGUCAUAAAAGAAGAAAAGUGAUACAAUUUUUUAUCCAUUGUAUUUAGUAAAUGAUUAUUUUUUAU